CUUGUAACCUUUUGUUUUUAGAUUUCCAACAUCCCUAAUAGACCUCCUUGGAGCUCCUUCAGCCAAGUCAAUGGCGUCCUCAUCCUCUACGACUGUGCCUCUAGGAUUCCACUAUGAAACAAAAUAUGUUGUUCUCAGCUACUUGGGACUUUUCUCUCAGGAGAAACAACAAGGUCCCUCACCCCAAGGAGUUCAACUAGAUGUCGCUCCACAGUCUCUGAAUCCAGAAGUUUUAUUAAAAAUUAAAUCUGAGAUUGAGGAAGAACUGAAAUCCUUGGACAAAGAAGUCUCUGAAGCCUUCACCAGCACAGGCUUUGACUGUCACACCUCACCAGUGUUCAGCCCUGCUAACCCUGAAAGCUCCGUAGAGGACUGCUUGGCCCAGCUUGGAGAGAGAGUGUCCCAAGACCUGAGCGAACCUUUGCAGAAAGCGCUGCAGACGAUCCUCAGCCAGCCAGUGACAUAUGAGGCAUAUCGUGAAUGUACAGUGGAGACUGCAGUCCACGCCAGCGGAUGGAAUAAGAUUUUGGUGCCUCUAGUUUUGCUACAACAAAUGCUUUUGGAAUUGGCACGGCGUGGUCAAGAGCCUUUGAGUACGCUGCUACAGUUUGGUGUGAUGUAUCUGGAGGAGCACGGAGCAGAGUUCAUCAUUCAGCAAGGUGGCUGGGGCACUGUCUUUAGUCUUGAGUCUGAGGAGGAGGAAUUCCCUGGAAUCAUUGCAGAAGAUAGCAAUGACAUUUAUAUACUGCCCAGUGACAACUCCGGACAAGUUAGUCCCCCUGAGUCUCCCACAGUGACAACGUCUUGGCAGUCAGAGAGCCUGCCUGUCUCACUGUCUGCCAGCCAGAGCUGGCACACAGAGAGCCUCCCGGUGUCCCUCGGGCCUGAGUCCUGGCAGCAGAUUGCAAUGGAUCCUGAAGAAGUGAAGAGCCUAGAUAGCAGCGGGGCUGGAGAGAAGAGUGAGAACAAUUCCUCUAACUCUGACAUCGUGCAUGUGGAGAAGGAGGAGGUACCAGAGGAGGCCUUCCCGGGAGCCACUGCUCCCUUGCUCCCACAGGUCACUCCCAUGGAAGCCUCAGAAAUGAUGAGAGUUGAGAAAACCAGCCCCACUCCGUCUGUGUUUGUGGAGCUUGGUGAGGAAGAUCUGGAAGUUGUAACAGUGAGACCCGAUGCUGUGGAGAGGGUGGAAGGGGCCGCUCAGCUGAGCGAGGAGAGAUCUGGGAGGAGGAAAAAGAGCCACACUGGGGAGGCCAUCGCUGCCAGGGGGGCAAAGAGUGGCCUGCCUACCGAGGGCAAGGCUGUACUGCUCUUUGGAGGGGCCGCUGCGGUGGCUCUCCUGGCUGUGGCAGUUGGAGUUGCACUGGCUUUAAGGAAGAAGUAACAGUCUGUUCAGACGAGAGACAAGACAGACAGACCUGCGGCUUUAGUUGUAUUCACUGGGACUUAGACUGCCAGCAACUGACUGGACGUUACAGGACACUGGGGGAGCUGGACUUUCUGCUCAGCGUGGCAAUGGCUUGAGACAGUGUUCACAUUGGCCUGGUUGUCAUUUUAAGGGCCUUGGCUCAUGCUAGAUUCAGAAGGGCAAGAGAGAAGUUCCCAUCUACAACAGGUUAGUGAACUUGGGCACCGUUGGCCUUUCAGUAAUUCCGUGUAGGAGGCCGCCCUGUGCAUUACGUAAUGAUCGGCAACAUCCCUGCCUUCUACCCACUAGAUGCCACUGGACCCCACUCACGGUGACGGUAGCCAAAAAUGUCUCCUACAUUGCCAAAUGUCCCCUGUGGACAAAGUCAUCUCCCUUUUGAGGGCCACUGCUUUAAGGGAUAGGGUUCAAUUAGGAGAAUUGAGGAGGAACCUGCAGCUGGGAUGGCCAGCU
Molecule: messenger RNA, 1876 nt
Organism: Rattus rattus (black rat)
Lineage: Eukaryota; Metazoa; Chordata; Mammalia; Rodentia; Muridae
Gene: Bcl2l13
Product: BCL2 like 13
Exons: 6
Coding region: 71-1381 (436 amino acids)
Biological process (GO): apoptotic process; regulation of apoptotic process
Cellular component (GO): mitochondrion
Source: RefSeq, a predicted model, not a curated record